CUGUCUCUCUCAGCCCCUUCGCCGCCGCCGCCGCCACCGCCGCUGGUCACCUUCUCUCUCGUGCCCUAAACAAAAAAACCUUCUCUCUCGAUCCGAUCUUCUGGUCACUUGGUAUAAUCAUGGCCACGGAGAUGACUACGCAGUCUGGGUCGAAGAAGACGGCUUCGAGGUGCAUCACAGAGAAGGCGGAGGGCACGCACGUCUUCGAGAUCGUCGGUUACAGCCUCAAGAAGGGCAUGGGCGUCGGCAAGGCCGUCCGGUCGGGCACCUUCACCGUCGGCGGCUUCGAUUGGGGCAUCCUCUUCUACCCCGACGGAACGUCCAGGACUGGCCACCAGUGUGUGGCGGCAGAUCUCGAGCUCAGGAGUAAGGGCAAGCAGGCGCGGGCAUGCUGUGAUCUGAGAUUGGUAAACGAGGAUACCCGGUUGGCAUACAGCUUCGAGAGUAUUUCGCCUAAAGCAAUCCCGACAUCGUACAACGAUUGUAGCCACUAUUCCCGGGAAAAUGCAAGAGUCGUUGAGAAAAGUCACUUUGAGGAGGAAGGGUCAGGCUAUAUUAAGGAUGAUAGCCUGACAAUUGAAUGUGUGCUCACUGUCAUGAAGCAAUCGCUGGUGGCCAAAAUCACAGGGGACUCUGAAAUGCAAGUGCCGCCAUCUAAUUUAUCUAGUCAUUUUGGGAAACUGUUGCUGGAGGAGAACGGAGCGGAUUUGACGUUCAGUGUUGGAGGGGAGUCUUUUGCGGCACACAAGAUCAUACUCGCCGCACGGUGGCCUGUCUUCGAGGCAGAGCUGUAUGGUCAGAUGAAGGAGAGAGAGGAUCAAUGCAUAAUUGUUGAAGACAUGCAGCCUGGUGUUUUCAAGGCAUUGCUGCAUUUCAUAUAUACUGAUUCGUUGCCUUGCGUGGACGAUCUUGGUGAUGAUGAUUACAGUGAGAUGAUCCGGCAUUUACUUGUCGCUGCAGAUAGAUAUGCCAUGGAUAGGAUGAAGUUGAUGUGCCAGAACAUCCUCAGCGAAAAUCUUGCCUUAGAGACUGUGGCAGCUACGCUGGCUUUAGCUGAUCAGUAUAACUGUGAAAGGCUCAAGGAUGUCUGCAUUAAGUUUAUUGCCUCUACAGAUGAGAUGGAUACUUUGAUGGCAACCCAAGGCUACAUGGAUCUCAAAAGAACUUGCCCUUUUGUCUUUGUAGAUGUAUUUGAGAAGUCAAAGAGGCUUCGCGGAGCAUAGAGGCUUCUUUAAUAUAGGUUAGCCAGCCUGUUUUGCAUGAACAGCAGCAUUAUCUUGAGCAGCUUGUGUGAAUCUUUUGUCAAACUAUCCUGCGCAUAGCUGAACAUCAAUGCUUGGAGAUGUCAUGACCACAUUAAUGUAUGAAACAAUGUUAGCUAACAGUGUCAUGCCAUUGAGGAAACACAACAGGGUAUUUACAUUUGCAAUUUGUUUGAUCCUACUGUAGUAUUAGUUUCAUUGUGUACACAAUUGAAAGAAAAAUCUUCAUUUACAAUCUGCUACAGCAGAUAAUU
Molecule: messenger RNA, 1516 nt
Organism: Brachypodium distachyon (stiff brome)
Lineage: Eukaryota; Viridiplantae; Streptophyta; Magnoliopsida; Poales; Poaceae
Product: BTB/POZ and MATH domain-containing protein 2
Exons: 1
Coding region: 120-1223 (367 amino acids)
Biological process (GO): protein ubiquitination
Molecular function (GO): protein binding
Source: RefSeq, a predicted model, not a curated record